Saitoella complicata NRRL Y-17804 is the source of this 2379-nucleotide messenger RNA. Its product is annotated as DNA repair helicase. Gene Ontology annotation, molecular function: ATP binding; hydrolase activity, acting on acid anhydrides, in phosphorus-containing anhydrides; DNA helicase activity. The transcript is spliced from 5 exons. The coding region runs from base 1 to 2379 and encodes 792 amino acids. Gene Ontology annotation, biological process: nucleotide-excision repair; transcription by RNA polymerase II; positive regulation of mitotic recombination. NCBI's taxonomy places the organism in Eukaryota, Fungi, Ascomycota, Saitoellomycetes, Saitoellales, Saitoellaceae. The record is from RefSeq and is a predicted model, not a curated record. Gene Ontology annotation, cellular component: nucleus.
AUGAAGUUUUUCAUCGAUGACCUCCCGGUCCUCUUCCCAUAUCCGAGUAUCUACCCGGAGCAAUACCAAUACAUGUGCUCCCUCAAAAAAACCCUUGACGCCGGCGGCCACUGCGUCCUCGAAAUGCCCUCUGGAACCGGCAAAACAAUCUCCCUCCUCUCCCUCAUUGUCUCUUACCAACAGUUCUACCCUGAGCACAGAAAACUGGUAUAUUGUUCCCGAACCAUGACAGAAAUCGAGAAAGCGUUGGCGGAGUUACGGGAGUUGAUGAAAUUCCGCAGCAAAGAGUUAGGGAAGGAUGAGGAUUUUCGGGCGUUGGGGUUGACGAGUAGGAAGAAUUUGUGUUUGCAUCCUGAUGUGAAGAAGGAGAGGAGGGGGAAUGUGGUUGAUGCGAGAUGUAGGAGUUUGACGGCGGGGUUUGUGAAGGAGAAGAAGGAGAGGGGGGAGGAUGUUGCUUUGUGUGUGUACCAUGAGAACCUCGAUCUCCUCGACCCUACUUCGUUGAUCCCGAAUGGAGUUUACACCUUUGACGACCUCAUCAACUACUGCGAAUCCAACAAACAAUGUCCCUACUUCACGGCCCGCCGUAUGAUGCCCUUCUGCAACGUCAUCAUCUACUCCUACCACUACCUCCUCGACCCCAAGAUCGCAGAACGCGUUUCCCGCGAACUCAGUAAAGACUGUAUCGUCGUCUUCGACGAAGCACAUAACAUCGAUAACGUGUGCAUUGAGUCUUUGUCGAUUGACAUUACGGAAGAUUCAUUACGUAAGGCAACGAGGGGAGUUGACAAUUUGGACCGGAAGAUAUUGGAGAUGAAGCAGACUGACGCAAAAAAACUCCAAGACGAAUACCAACGCCUCGUCGAAGGACUACGAGAGGCGGAUGAAGCCCGUGUUGAAGACGAUUUCAUGUCAAACCCGGUCCUCCCCGACGAUCUUUUGUCGGAAGCCAUCCCAGGCAAUAUCCGCCGCGCAGAACACUUCGUAGCGUUCUUGAAGCGCUUCGUCGAAUACCUCAAAACACGCAUGAAAGUCCUCCACGUCAUCGCCGAAACCCCACCCUCAUUCCUCGCACACCUCAAAGACCUAACCUUCAUCGAACGCAAGCCUCUCCGAUUCUGCGCAGAACGUCUCACAUCACUUGUCAGGACGCUGGAAUUGACCCAGAUUGAGGACUAUCAGGCGUUGCAGGAGGUUGCGACGUUCGCGACGUUGGUGGCUACGUACGAGAAGGGUUUCUUGUUGAUUUUGGAACCGUUUGAGACAGAGACUGCGACGGUUCCGAAUCCGGUGUUGCAUUUGACGUGUCAGGAUGCGAGUAUUGCUAUGAAACCUGUCUUUGAGCGAUUCUCUUCUGUGGUCAUUACGUCCGGUACUAUCUCGCCAUUGGAUAUGUAUCCGAAGAUGUUACAGUUUGAGACGGUGGUGCAGGAGUCGUAUACCAUGACACUUGCACGAAACUGUUUCUUGCCGAUGGUUGUUACAAGGGGCUCGGACCAAGUCGCUGUGAGUUCGAAGUUCGAGGUCAGGAAUGAUCCGAGUGUGGUGAGGAACUACGGGAACGUGUUGAUUGAGUACUCGAAGAUCACACCGGAUGGAUUGGUGUGUUUCUUCCCGUCUUAUUUGUAUAUGGAGAGUAUUAUCUCGAUGUGGACGACGAUGGGUAUUCUUGAUGAAGUAUGGAAGUAUAAGCUCAUUCUUGUCGAAACGCCGGAUAGUCAGGAGACGAGUUUGGCGUUGGAGACGUAUCGGACAGCGUGUGCGAAUGGGCGAGGUGCGGUGUUGCUGAGUGUCGCGCGUGGAAAGGUAUCAGAGGGCAUUGAUUUUGAUCAUCAUUAUGGGCGCGCUGUCAUCAUGUUCGGUAUUCCAUAUCAGUAUACCGAAUCGAGGAUCUUAAAGGCCCGUCUGGAGUUCCUCCGCGAUAACUACCGCAUCAAAGAAGCCGACUUUCUAACCUUCGACGCAAUGCGUCACGCAGCCCAAUGCCUCGGUCGAGUCAUCCGUGGCAAAGACGACUACGGAAUCAUGGUCCUCGCCGACAAACGCUUUGCCCGCGCCGACAAACGCAACAAACUCCCCAAGUGGAUAAACGCGUACCUCACCGACGCCUCGGCGAACUUGAGUACGGAUAUGAGCGUCGUUAUGGCGAAGAAGUUUUUGAGGAAUAUGGCGCAGCCGUUUUUGGCGAAGGAUCAGGAGGGGGUUAGUCAGUGGAGUUUGAAGGAUAUUGAGGCGUUUCAGAAGAAGCAGAAGAUGGAUGCGGGGGCGUUUGCGAUGCCGACGGGAGGUGGGAAGGAGGGGUACAAGGAUGAGAAUACGCAGAUGUAUGAUGUGGAUGAUGAUGAAGAGGCGGAGAUGAUGGCUUUCGCUGGGCAUUAG